CCUCCUUCUACUACCAUGUGACAAUCUUCAGAGUUAUUUGGCCAAGUUAACUAACUCUUGCUUCCCAUUGCCACUCAAUCCAAUUAGCUUAAGUCCUACGUUAGGGUUUUUUUGUAUUCUCCAAAAUUUUCAAACAUGGCACCUCCUGGAGAGUUUAUUUCUGGCUCUAGGGCCAACAACAUCUCCAAGUCUAAGCCACCAAGGCUUUCAUCCUCAGCAGAUAGCCUUAAAAGAACAAUGUCCGACAUCUCUUACGAGCUCAGCAAAGAAGCCAACUUUGAUCAGGAUCUGAAAUCCCUUCCGCCGAUAUCGGAGGUGGAAGAUGCAAAGUGUGAAUGCUGUGGCAUGAGUGAAGAGUGCACGCCCGAGUACAUAGACCGAGUGAGAGACAAGUUCUUGGGGAAGUGGAUAUGCGGGUUGUGUUCUGAGGCAGUGAAAGAAGAGGUGGAGAAAAAUGGAGGAAAUAAAGAAAAGGCUUUGAAUUCACAUAUAAGUGCAUGUGUUAAGUUUAACAACUAUAGUAGGGCGUAUCCGGUUUUGUUUCAAGCUGAGGCUAUGAGGGAGAUGUUGAAGAAGAGUAAGUCAGACGGGACGGGCAUGAGGGCUAAGUCGAUUAGUCCAAAAGACAAAGGAGGGCCAAAGGGGAAGAUUGCUCGGAGUUCAAGCUGCAUUCCAGCGAUUACGAGGGGGAUGAACGAUCUCUCCAUGGCUUGAAGGCUAGGCAUAUAAUAUCUGAUCAUGAUCUAGGGGACAUGGUUUCGUAUUUGUCAACCUGCUCUCCCCUUUUUAUAUGCUAAUCAUUAACUGGUAUAGCUUCCCUCCAAAUUAACCUUCUCAAUCCCUCAUACGGUUUCUCUUCUAAUCAUCUUGACUCACAACAUGUACCGGUUACCUGGCUAAUGGACCGACCUUUUUCCUUCUUGGUGUUUUGGGUUAGUCCAAACCCUCCUAGCUAUCCUUGGCGCAUCUUCAGUGUCUACUGGAUUGUCUUCUUAACCCUCUCCUUCUUUCAGUCACCCUCUUGGGUUUUCUUUCGGUGGUAUUUAGUUUCCUACUUCAAAGCCAUGCAUGUACUUAUGCUUACCUAUGGGGUUUUUGGGGUUUAUUAGUACUAAAUGCUCCAUCACUGCCCUUCUCCCCUAGGGUUUGAUUUUCCUUUUUCUUUAGUUCGCUAAGCUGAUCUGCAGUGUGCUUAAUUAUUUACUAAUUAUUUGCUAUUUCUGUAUAAAUAAGCUAUAUGUAUCGGAACCCAUGUAAUUUAAAUAUGUAUCCGCAGUUUCAAUAAUAAUCGGGUGUUAUAUUCUUCUAGAUAAUAUUUUUGGUUUAUGUUUUCUCUUAUCAAUGGGGUGGAAGAACACUGAAGAAAGUAUCAUAAAUAGCUAUCAAUACUUUUAAUCAUAGUGCAGCGAAAUUAGGUUCAUUUGAAAAUUUGGUUUCUUGUAAAUGGUCCAUGCGCAGAUUGCUGGCAAUAGAGUUUAUUGGUGGAACGGUGGAGGGGAAAGGUGUGGGUAGUAUACCAAAAUAACAUUUUUUAAAAUUUCUAGUUUGUUUAUAUUUUUUUCUUUUUUUUCUUCAACAGCAUAAAUUAAUAAAUAUUGCCCUUUUCUGAAAAGGUCCUAGAUGUUUGUUUUUUUAACUUCGGUACGAGAAAAUUUUAUUGAUAUGAAUUUAAAAAAAUUAAGCUUAGUUAGGGGGACAUAAACCUUACGUUAAACCUAAACCCU
Molecule: messenger RNA, 1724 nt
Organism: Pyrus x bretschneideri (Chinese white pear)
Lineage: Eukaryota; Viridiplantae; Streptophyta; Magnoliopsida; Rosales; Rosaceae
Exons: 1
Coding region: 136-714 (192 amino acids)
Source: RefSeq, a predicted model, not a curated record